AUGAUUAUAAUUAGAGCUUUUAGAAAUGCCUUUUACAGAGCUACAUUUUCAACUUCUACAACUACAUCAUCAUUCCCUUAACUUUACAGACAAAAAUAGUAACUCUUAGAAAUAGCAGAAUCAUGUAAAAUUAUCAAUCAAUUACCUCAUGAACUCAUAGAACAAAGUUGUAAUAUAAUUAUCAACAAUUUCUUUCCUCUUCAUGAAAAUUACAAAAUAAUUAUUCCAAAAUUAGAAGAAACCCUCAAAAACUUAUAAUUGACUAAAGGCACUAUAUUCUAGGAUCAGGUUGAAUAAAUCACCGCAGAACAGAUUUAUGAAAUGAUAAUUUUGAUCGUUGAUUUUGCAGAUAAAUUAAACAUUGGUUUUUUAACAGGCGACAUUCACCCACUAUCUUUUAAUAUAAUUUAAAGAGAAAUUGAAAUUACUUAAGAUUUUGAUCUGUUAGUUGAGAAUCUUAAAAAGUCUUUAUUCAACAUCGGAAAAUAGUACAAAUUACCUCUAAAUGGUAUCAAUAUCCAGACAGUGAAAACCAUCGAAACUUAUUUGAAAGACAAUUAGUAAUUGAAUAAGUGUCGAAUGAAUUGGCACUUGACAAAUUCUAAUAAGUUUUAUAGAGAAUGUCAAAGGCAUAACAUUUGUUUGCUGCUUAAAAAUACAUAGUUGAAUGGUUCCCUAAGUUAUGUGCUUUAGUUUAAUAGGAGUAAAUUCAAUGUUUAAGUGAACCAAAUAAGGAAUAAUAAGGGUAUUAUUAAUAUAUUACAGCAAUUCAGAGUGAGAAAUUGGCAAUAAUAGCUUUAUCAGAAUUGAUGAAGGAAUUUAUAGAAGCAGCUGUGUUAUUUCAUGAAGAGAAGACUACAUUAAAUUGUUAUUAGAUAAGAGUAACUCGUUUGGCAAAUAGAAUAGGAGAGUAGAUAAAGAAAUAGCAUUUGUAUGAAGAGGAAUAGAAGAAUUUGAGAAGGAAAAGUAAGGAAGAUAUUUAGAAAAUUAUAGAUGAAGGGACAGUAGCAUAAGAUUAAUCUGAGUAGGAGAUAUAAAAUUAGAAGGAAUUGUUUUAUAAGUAAGCAGUAGUAAAGGCAGGUAAAUUAUUAAAGAAUUAGGAGGAGAGAUUGAGAGAGAGAAUAAAAAAUAAUAGAAUAUAUUUGGCAAAGUAUGGUUAGAUAAUGCCAAAAGAUAUAGCAUCUUAGAUAGGUAUGGUAUUAGUGUAAUUUUUGGUUGAUUCAAUUAAAUUUAGAAAUGAGAAUAAUUUUUGGGUACCAGUAUUGGUAUAAGGAUAUAAGAAGGUAAAGUAAGAUAUUGAAGUAUAAUGUAAAUUAAUUAUUUUUACAUCAUUUAUCAGCAGGUAUGCAUAAGGAUAAUUCAUAUUUUAUGCAUUUGGAUAGAGCAUUGCCAAUGAUAUAUCCACCAGCAAAAUGGAUGGAUACAUAAAUAGGUGGUUAUUAUUUGAAACCAACUAAUUUAAUAAGAAUAUAGGAUUAAUCAUUAUAAGAAGAUGCAGCAAAGAGAACUAAUCUUUAAAGUUUAUAUGAU
Molecule: messenger RNA, 1530 nt
Organism: Paramecium sonneborni
Lineage: Eukaryota; Ciliophora; Oligohymenophorea; Peniculida; Parameciidae
Source: the annotation of a GenBank genome assembly